AUGGGAUUCGGCAUAUUUGUAGCAAUUUUUCGAUUUUUGCAAAGUUACUAUCCCGAUUUAGACAGGUUGAACCUGAAAACCCUUCACAAAGAAAAAAUUAAGGAAUGGAACAUUAAAUUACAAGAGUAUCUAAAAAACAAACAGUUAAAACAAGAGGCGGAAUUGCAAGAUAAAUUAAUCAAGGAAAUUAAUGAUAAAUGGCUACCGGGAUUUGAGUAUUUAUACGAUUUUGAAUAUGGAAUUGAGGGGCACAAAGGAGAUUUGAUUUUUGCAGAUAAUAAUGGAUUUCUCGUAGCGGUUGAAACAAAAAGAAGUGGAUAUACUCCGAAGCAAAUCAUGAAAAAUAGAAAGAAAGCCAAAGAACAAGCUAUUAAAUAUCGAAAUUUACUUAUGGAAAAAACCAAAAAUGAUUUGAGUGUCAUUACGGUUCUAGGUGUCUGUUUUAUCGAUACGUAUUCGAAAAAAAAUAAACGGUUUCCCAUAGACAUUGACCAUCAAAUAUAUGAGUUGAUCCACGAGUUCUCUCCGAAUUCUGACAAAAAAUCCAUUGUUCAAACCAUUGGCGAAGAAACUUACAAUAGAUUAUCCGAAGAGAUUGAUUCUGAUGAGAAACCCCAGAAAAUCACUGAUGGACUUGAAAACAUCGAUUUAUCAUAA
Messenger RNA from Funneliformis caledonium, 657 nucleotides. NCBI's taxonomy places the organism in Eukaryota, Fungi, Glomeromycota, Glomeromycetes, Glomerales, Glomeraceae. The record is from the annotation of a GenBank genome assembly.